AUACACAUUUAGCGAGAGCGAAACCGAGGCAGCGGCCUUGUGGAAACGAUAAAGCGCGCAUCUCUGCAGGUUUGCUCAGUGGCGCGUCACCGAUGAACGCGCCGUUUUAUCCCCCGCGCGAGCAGAUAGCAGACAACAAAUACAUACACGCGCAUAAUGAGUUGAUCGAGGCGCAUGGCAGGAGCGCGGCGCCUGCGCGAAAAAAAAGCGGCACGCGCAUAAUUGGUUUUAAUCGGGCCACGUCUACGCCCGCUCAUCACAGCCUCGCCAUGAGCGCCGCUCUCAACUGCUGCUCCUCCUCGCCGCUCCUGCUGACCAGCGCGCUUCUGCUGCUGGCUCUCGCUCGACGCAUCGACCAUGCACACGCCCAAACGAGCCCCGGUAGCUGGUGCACCCUACCCAGAGGUAAUGGCGUGUGCCAGUUGCUGGACCGCUGCCAGUCGGUGUACAAUGAUCUGCUAGCGGGCAAACGACCUAAAGUCGUGUGUGGCUAUCAAGGCACCAUGCCUGUCGUCUGCUGCCCGGUCACAAAUGUUAAACCGCAUUAUGAAAACACCGAAGGUCCAAUUUGGGAGAAACCGACUACUACCACCGAAGCACCCUAUAUUAGGCCUGCAAGGCGAAUGUGCUCGGAGUAUGCGAAAUCAGUGUAUGCUAUGGUGCGUCCACCAGUGCUGGCAGGUGGUGACCAGCAACUCGUCAAUGUUUCUCUCUGUGCGAUCACAGACAAAAAGUUGAUCGUCAGUGGUACUAAGGCCGAGCCCAAAGAAUUUCCUCACAUGGCGGCUAUUGGCUAUGACACCGAAUCAAGAAUACGUUGGGGCUGCGGUGGUACCCUCAUUUCGGAAUUGUUCGUUCUUACUGCUGCCCAUUGCACAUCUUCUCCUCAAUGGGGAGAUGCUUUGUGGGUGAGACUAGGCGACCUGAACACACGACAAACAAGUGACAACGCACAACCCCAAAAUCGUCGAAUCGUCGACAGAAUACGCUACGUAUACUACCAUCAACCAGUUCAGUACAACGAUAUAGCUCUGUUGAAAUUGGAACAACCGGUAAUAUUCAACGCCUAUGUCAGACCUGCCUGUCUGGAUUACAAAGGCAAUCAGCGGGUUGGUGACAGAGCUGUGGCUACUGGAUGGGGAAUCGUCGAUUGGUACGACGAAUAUGGAUCCGAUGACCUGUUGAAAGUUGUGUUGUCAAUAAAAUCCUACAACGAUUGCGUAGGCUUUUACUCCGACGAUACAGAUAGACUACCGAAUGGUAUUCAUUACGUAUCGCAAUUGUGCGCUGGAGAAAUGGACAAGGAUACCUGUCAGGGUGACAGUGGUGGUCCACUCGCGAUCUACAACACCGACGAGACGUGCAUGUACGACAUUAUUGGAGUGACCAGUUUUGGACAGCUUUGCGGUAGUGUUUCACCCGGAGUCUACACAAGAGUUUCCUACUACCUGUGGUGGAUCGAAAAAUAUGUCUGGCCGCAUUUGUAUAAAGAAGAAUAUAGAUAUAAAGAUGAACAUAAACCUCGAAAUGUCAGUUGA
This is a messenger RNA of Phymastichus coffea, 1538 nucleotides long. Its product is annotated as serine protease snake-like. The transcript has 6 exons. NCBI's taxonomy places the organism in Eukaryota, Metazoa, Arthropoda, Insecta, Hymenoptera, Eulophidae. The record is from RefSeq and is a predicted model, not a curated record. The coding region runs from base 93 to 1538 and encodes 481 amino acids. Gene Ontology annotation, molecular function: serine-type endopeptidase activity. Gene Ontology annotation, biological process: proteolysis.